Myxocyprinus asiaticus (Chinese sucker) is the source of this 2120-nucleotide messenger RNA. Its product is annotated as putative glutathione-specific gamma-glutamylcyclotransferase 2. The transcript has 3 exons. The record is from RefSeq and is a predicted model, not a curated record. Gene Ontology annotation, molecular function: gamma-glutamylcyclotransferase activity; glutathione specific gamma-glutamylcyclotransferase activity. Gene Ontology annotation, cellular component: cytoplasm. Gene Ontology annotation, biological process: glutathione catabolic process. Bases 412 to 963 code for a protein of 183 amino acids. Lineage: Eukaryota; Metazoa; Chordata; Actinopteri; Cypriniformes; Catostomidae.
ACAAAAACGUCCUAGCAUGUUGCGGCUAAGCAGCCAGUUUAUACCUGUAAAUACAUGUACGCUACAAUUUCACAUAUUUUAAUGAAAGCACGUCAGUAAACGGUGUAGUUUCGUGGCAACUUGUAAAUUAAUCAACCAUUAACAAAUUCAACUUGCUGGGCGAGUUAAUUCAGCAUAUGAAUAGUAAGGUCUAGAUCUGUCAUGGAUCUGCCCUUGACAAGUAUGUUCAUUUGAUUAAUCUUUUGUUAAUUUGUGGUUUGUACCAAUUAUCAGCUGACUAGACUAAACUGCGUAAACAUACCUAACCAGACACGUCAGUGCCUGAACACCACCCUUUCAUGGGUAUAUAUACUGUAACACAACGAGUCGGUGUUCGGAGAAAGGCUUUGAGCUGUCAGAAGAAUUGGAAAGAUGUGGGUUUUUGGUUACGGAUCUUUGAUUUGGAAAGUUGACUUUCCAUACGAGGAGAAACGUGUUGGAUUCGUCAGGGGGUUCAGUCGCAGGUUUUGGCAGGGAAGCACCGAUCAUCGAGGGGUUCCAGGAAAGCCUGGGCGAGUGGUGACAUUAAUAGAAGACCCUAAGGGUUGUGUAUGGGGUGUUGCUUAUAAAUUGCCAUUAGGCCGAGAAAAGGAGGUGAAAGAGUAUCUAGACUACAGAGAGAAAGGUGGGUAUGGCGUGAUCACCGUUACAUUUUAUCCCAAAGAAGAAGAACAUAAACCAAUGCAGGACACGUUGCUCUACAUUGGAUCCUGCGGCAACCCAAAUUACCUUGGCCCAGCGCCUUUGGAGACAAUUGCUCAACAGAUUGUCAAGUCUGUAGGCCCCAGUGGCAAGAAUACAGAUUACCUGUUUGAGCUCGCUGAUGCCCUCCGACAACUAGUACCUGAAGACUUCGAUGAUCAUCUGUUCUCUCUGGAACGGCUUGUGAAGGAGCUGCAAGAGGAGGAGUUGGAGUUAAAGUGAUCUGCUCGUCUGUCUUCAAAAGAACUCAGGAAUUUAGUCCUUUUAUCCACUAUGAUGGCUUAUGCACACUAACAAUUUACCGGUACUUGAAAGAGUGUUAGAUACUGUAAGCAGUUGUUCUGUUAAGGUAGUUUAAAAUGUCGUCUUUACCGUUCUAAACCAGGCUGAUUUUAUGAUCAUGUGUUAAACAUGAAUCCAAUCAGGAACUGAAUGGACUACAGUAUGUUGCAUAUUGUGAUUUAGUCAAGUUUGUCAUACCUUUACAUACAUGAAAAUGUAAAUGAAUGGACAGUUCAUAAUUGGAGGGAGGUUUAUUUUACUCAGGAUACUUGCAACUUAAAUGCCAGAAAGCCAUUUUUUUCUUUAAAUUACAUGUUUCCUCACACACUUCACCCAUAAUUAAGCCAUUGAUAUGAACAGGUAGUGAAUCUUAUAAUACAUUGUUUUUAAUUUCUUUACAUUUGGGGUGAAAUACGAGCAGGAAAUGUUCUUGAUUUCAUGAGAUUCACCCAAGCAUAGCUUUGAUUUAGUCACUUAAUGAAAUAAGGAUACUUAAUGGUCACUGGUCAGUCUGUUGUCGAUACUGUAGAUCACCACUUCUAUGUUCCAACAUGUAACUUAAAAGUUAAUGUAUGCAUAUCAUGAAAAUAGUAAUAAUAAUAAUAAUAAUGACUUUGGUUUAUUUAUUAUAAGACCCAGAUGAAAGAUGGCAACAGAGAGGCCAUUUUGAUUAAUUAAAAACAAUGUUUAUUGGCCUUUUGAUUAAAACAAAGCAAACAUCUAAAAAAAAAUAAAAAUAAAAUAAAAUCAUUUAAAAUCACUGCAGUUUUGGCACUAAGCUAAAGGAUGGUUCUGUUAUGUACACUGCAAAAUGUAGAACAGAACUAACCAGGGUAUAACCUGAAGACCUUUCUGGUGGUGUGUAUGAUUCAGAGGACAGUCUAAUAUAGUUCUGUGGCUGGAGUAAAGGGUGACAGAAAAAAAAUGUGUGUGAUGGAGGAUUCUGUGAGAUUACUCAGUUGCAUGCCAAUAAGAAACAGCUCGAAACAUCGUAGACUACAAACAUGCUCACUCACACCAACAUGCAUAUGUAUCUCAUUGCCCUCCAUGACAAGACAGACACUUGUACGAGACCACUCACACCAACUGGCCUCAAA